ACUUGAAACUCCGCAAAUCGGCCAUGGAUGAUGUGAUCAAUACAAAUCUUCUCUUAAAAUCCUUGCCUUCAAGCCUACUAAAAGAAGGAAUUCACUUUGUGCUUCCCCGUAUUCGCUCAUUCUGGUAAAAUCGCCUACGAUGACUUUUACAGCCCCACCAAACAGAUUAUCCGCACACAUCGUAAAGGGGUCUCCCCUAAUCCUAGACGGCGCACUGGCGACCUAUCUCGAGACCCUUGGAGCAGACAUAAGCGGUGCACUAUGGUCCGCCUCCAUCCUCCUGGACCAACCAUCGUUGAUCAAGCAAACACACCUCGACUAUUACCGCGCAAACGCAAAUGUCGCAAUCACAGCAUCGUACCAAGCAUCCAUUCCCGGGCUAGUCAAGCAUCUGCAACUGAACGAAAAGGAAGCCAAAGACGUGGUCAAAAAGAGUGUGGAACUCGCCCAAGAGGCUCGAGACCAAUACAUCACUGAAUCGACUGCAAAAGUCGGAAACCAGCUGUUCAUUGCAGGAAGCGUAGGCCCCUAUGGUGCGUUUCUCGCAGAUGGCUCGGAAUACCGCGGCGACUACUCUAUCCCCAAAGAGGAGAUGAAAGACUUCCACAGAGGACGCAUUCAAGCUCUAGUAGAAGCCGGUGUAGAUAUCCUUGCCUGCGAGACAAUACCAUCAAAAGCAGAAACUGAGGCCAUAAUCGACCUCUUAACCACGGAAUUUGCUUCGACAGAAGCCUGGUUUGGCUUCACCCUCCGAGACAGCGAGCAUAUCAGCGACGGGACGUCUCUGGCUGAGAUCGCUGCAUUAUUCGAUAACGUACAGCAAGUUGUUGCUCUAGGGUUCAACUGUGUGCCUGAUGACCUCUCAGUGGCUGCACUCAAGACAUUAAAACCGCUAGUGAAGCGGGGGACGCUAGUUGUGUAUCCUAAUUCUGGGGAGCAAUGGAACGCGCAAGCGAGAGAAUGGGAAGGAAAGAGGACAGAGGGAUCUAGUUUGGCUGAGAAGACGAGGGAAUGGAGGGAUGCUGGUGCGGGGCUGAUUGGGGGGUGUUGUCGAACGACGCCAAAGGAUAUCGGAGUCAUGAAGCAGGCUUUGGAAUAGGAUGGAUGAUACAUAAAGGGAUAGAGUGACUUUGGUUGGAGAAAGGUGAUGUACUUGACGGAAACCGCAUUAGACAUGACUGUAUUGGUGCUGAAUUCUAUAUACACCACCUUUUGUGGAUGGGCUGGCCUGUUCAGCAUCUGGGAGGGUGUUGAGAAGUCAGGUUUGCGACAGAGUAUUCACAAAAAGUGUCCUGCAA
Molecule: messenger RNA, 1298 nt
Organism: Pyrenophora tritici-repentis Pt-1C-BFP
Lineage: Eukaryota; Fungi; Ascomycota; Dothideomycetes; Pleosporales; Pleosporaceae
Product: MHT1, Homocysteine-selenocysteine methylase (S-methylmethionine-dependent)
Biological process (GO): S-methylmethionine cycle
Molecular function (GO): S-adenosylmethionine-homocysteine S-methyltransferase activity
Source: RefSeq, a predicted model, not a curated record